UGCUGACUCGUUGCUUGUACAUUUUAUAACGCAAUAUUGCAAUCAUGUACCGAUUAAUUUUUAUGUUUCUCGCUGUAACCAGCGUUCGGUCCAUAAGAACAGCCUCGAAAGCGGGUACGCAGUCCGACUACACAAUUUUAAACACCACUUCGAUUACAAGUUUAGAUGCAGAAAACCAAAAAGUGACAUUUACGAUACAGUACAACUACGACGACAGUUAUUUGGAAGUAAAAGACUCAAUGUUAGACUAUGGAAAGUGGACCGAUAGCGGUUGUAAUGAGAUCACGGAUCCAAAUGGAUCGAAAAUCUCAAAAGAUAAUCCGCUGACCAUUCGAGCGUGCGGCCGUGCUAAUUCACCGACUGGUGUGGAUGGUUACAUAUUCCUGAGGAAGCAAGGCGAGACGAAAAAUGAUUACAAGGUGAAGUUCAUCGUGCCGUGGAUUGGUUCAGACACGUUUCUUGUGGAAUCUGUUAAAGACGAUCAGGUUGUAUCUUGUGUGAUACCUAAAAGAGGGGUCAGGUCGAUUCAAAGUUCUGUUCGCUGUAAACAAGUUAUAUAAUGUGCAACAUUACCGUAAUCGCAUUGUAUUAGUGUAGCCUUAGUGAAAAA
Adelges cooleyi (spruce gall adelgid) is the source of this 610-nucleotide messenger RNA. RefSeq lists its product as uncharacterized. Lineage: Eukaryota; Metazoa; Arthropoda; Insecta; Hemiptera; Adelgidae. The record is from RefSeq and is a predicted model, not a curated record. The transcript has 2 exons. Gene Ontology annotation, biological process: symbiont-mediated hemolysis of host erythrocyte. The coding region runs from base 45 to 560 and encodes 171 amino acids.